GGAUUUCAAUUUAUGUAAAAAUUUUAUAAGAAACUAUCGACAACAAAAUAAUAUUUAUCAUCAAAAAGAAAAAAAAAUUAACGGUUCGAUACAAUGGAGUUGAUACCGUUAUCACCUCAACCAUAUCGGCCAUGUUUAUUAUUGAAGUGGACAUCAGCUAGCAUACUGUUAGAUUGUGCCGUUGAUAUGGAUGCCCUUUCAUCAUUCCUUCCAGCUGCAAUUUGUAAAAGUAAACUUUUUUCAAACUUACCAAUGUAUCCAAAAAAUGAGCCGAAGUAUUGUCUUAAACGAUAUGGCGAGCAUGUUCUUGUUGAUGGACCAUUUGAAGUACAUCCUGCACAGAUUUGUUCUACACUAAUGAAUUCUGUAGAUGCAAUAUUGGUGUCAAAUUGGAUGUCUCUUCUUGCGCUGCCAUUUUUUACGGAAGAAACAAAUUUCAGCGGUGUUAUUUAUGCAACUGAUCCAACACUUCAACUUGGAAGAUUAGUAAUGGAAGAAUUACUGGAUUUCUUUGAUCGAGUUGAUCGAGAGGAGUGGGACUAUUCAUGGAAGAAACCAGGAUUGUUCAUGAGUUUCCCUAAUGUUCCAGCAAGUGAUCCACGUGAAUGGAGGCCAUUUUACAGUCGUGAACAAAUGGAAAAUUGCUUGGCAAAAGUACAACGAGUAUCAUUUCGAGAACCUAUUAACAUUCACGGUGCUGCAACGGUUGCGGCAUAUUCAAGUGGUUAUUCAAUAGGAUCAUGUAACUGGAUUGUUCGUACUGAACAUGAAAAAAUAGGCUAUUUAUCAGCAACAUCCUCAAGAAAUUCACAUACAAAACCGGUUCAAUGGGAUCAACUUCGUGGUUGCGAUGCUCUUAUAUUGACUUCUAUUUGUCGCUUUCCAGAACACAGCCCUGAGACAUCGGUGUGCCACGCGUUUGCUGUUAUCGCCGAUACACUUAAGAGAAAUGGUUCUGUGUUGAUGCCAAUUUGCCCAACGGGUGUACUGUAUGAUUUGCUUGAAGUUAUUUCGAUGCAGUUAGAUCAGCACGAUGUACCAGUAGAUGUUCCCGUAUAUUUCAUUUCACCGGUUGCUGAAAGUACCUUAGCAUAUUCAAAUAUUUAUGCUGAAUGGUUAUCGGAAAAGAAGCAAAAUAUGGUGAAUAUACCGGAAGAGCCAUUUAAACAUGGAUUGACAACGAGAAAUGGUCGAUUAAAAGUUUACGAUAAUAUUUACGGUGAUUUCUGUCGACAAAUGCGAACUCCAUGUGUUAUUUUCACUGGACAUCCUUCGUUACGGAUUGGCAAUGCUGUACAUUUUUUGGAAAUGUGGGGGAAUGAUUCAAAGAAUGCACUGAUUAUGACAGAUCCAGAUUAUCCAAUCCAAAAUGUAUAUGGACCAUAUGAAAAACUUUCAAUACGUGCCUUUUUCUUUCCAAUUGAAACAAGGCUGGAUUUUUCACAGCUUAAUCCUUCAAUACUGCCGGAUCUAGCUCCAAAGCUUUUAGUUAUGCCUGAAAAUGCGCGGGCUACUUUUCGUUAUGGUGAUACCUUUACGAUACCUUCGACAACAAAAACAAAGCGAGUUCGCUUACAUCCAGACACUCUUCGAACUAUUGAGUUGCAUGGACAUCGUGAUCAUAGUGAUAUUGGACUUUCGUCACUUAAGGGAGUUCUUUCGGUGUAUGAUAAUAUUUUGGAACUUAAUCCGGAUACGGGAACGAAAAUACGGAAUGUUUGUGUUGGGAAACUUCAUCCCGAAAUAUUUGCUCAAACUUUAGGAAAAUUUGGAUUAAGAGGAAUAUUUCUGCACUAUGUUUCUCAUAAGACAUUGUUGUGA
Molecule: messenger RNA, 1821 nt
Organism: Loa loa (African eye worm)
Lineage: Eukaryota; Metazoa; Nematoda; Chromadorea; Rhabditida; Onchocercidae
Exons: 16
Coding region: 94-1821 (575 amino acids)
Biological process (GO): snRNA processing
Cellular component (GO): integrator complex
Source: RefSeq, a predicted model, not a curated record